This is a messenger RNA of Solanum tuberosum (potato), 1362 nucleotides long. Its product is annotated as disease resistance protein RGA2-like. The record is from RefSeq and is a predicted model, not a curated record. The transcript is spliced from 3 exons. Bases 1 to 1362 code for a protein of 453 amino acids. Gene Ontology annotation, molecular function: ADP binding. Lineage: Eukaryota; Viridiplantae; Streptophyta; Magnoliopsida; Solanales; Solanaceae.
AUGGCCUUAGGAGUUACAUAUGUUACAAGCGAUGCCCAAACACUUCCAGUCCUCCCAAUACUUGGUAUGGGGGGACUAGGAAAGACCACUCUUGCCCAAAUGAUCUUCAAUGAUCAGAGAGUUACUGAGCAUUUCAAUCUAAAGAUUUGGGUUUGUGUCUCGGAUGAUUUUGAGGAGAAGAGGUUGAUAAAGACAAUUGUAGAAUCUAUUGAAGGAAAGUUAGUCACUGACAUGGACUUGGCUCCACAUCAAAAGAAGGUUCAGGAUUUGUUGAAUGGAAAAAGAUACUUGCUUGUUUUGGAUGAUGUUUGGAAUGAAAAUCAAGGAGAGUGGGAUAACAUAAAAGCAGUCUUAAAGGUUGGAGCACGAGGUGCUUCUGUUCUGGUCACUACUCGUCUUGAAAGGGUUGGAUUAAUUAUGGGAACUUUGCAACCAUAUGAAUUGUCAAAUCUGUCUCAAGAAGAUUGUUGGUCAUUGUUUAUGCAACGUGCAUUUGGACAGGAAAAAGAAAUAAAUCCUAACCUUGAGGCUAUCGGAAAGGAGAUUGUGAAAAAAUGUGGUGGUGUGCCUCUAGCAGCCAAGACUCUUGGAGGUAUUUUGCGCUUCAAGAGAGAAGAAAGAGAAUGGGAACAUGUGAGAGAUAGUGAGAUUUGGAAUUUACCUCAAGAUGAAAGGUCUAUUAUGCCUGCCCUAAGGCUUAGUUAUCAUCAUCUUCCACUUGAUUUGAGACAAUGCUUUGAGUAUUGUGUGGUAUUCCCUAAGGACACCGAAAUGGAAAAACAAAGCCUUAUCUCUCUCUGGAUGGCGCAUGGUUUUCUUUUAUCGAAAGGAAACUUGGAAAACUGCUCGUGCUUACCACCCUUUGGUGAUCUGCCUUGUCUAGAAAGUCUAGAGUUACAGUUGGGACCUGCGGAGUAUGUUGAAGAAGUGGAUAUUGAUAUUCAUCUUAGGACUCUUACUACCCGCAAUAUUAGGGAAAGCGAAGAAGCUACUUCACUCCCAGAAGAGAUGUUCAAAAACCUUGCAAAUCUCAAAGACUUGAAAAUCUCUAACUUCAAGAAUCUCAGAGAGCUGCCUACCAGCCUGGCUAGUCUCAAUGCUUUGAAGAGUCUGAAAAUUCAUAUGUGUGACGCACUAGAGAGUCUCCCAGAGGAAGGGGUGAAAGGUUUAACUUCACUCACUGAGUUGUAUGUCUGUUACUGUAAGAUGCUAAAACGUUUACCUGAGGGAUUGCAACACCUAACAACCCUCACAAAUUUAGGAAUUUGGGGAUGUCCAGAAGUGGAAAAGCGGUGCGAGAAGGGAAUUGGAGAAGACUGGCACAAAACUGCACACAUUCCGUAUCUGAAAAUAUAUUCCUAA